AUGUGGAAUGUUUGGCAUGAAAGGCUUAGUCUAGCCUUUGGGACUUGUGGUAGGAUUCAUAAGAAUCUUUUAAUGGAUCCGAACAACCCAAAUGUCCGUCAACAAUUUUCUGGUUUUAGUAAUGAUUUCGAAACUAAUCCCGAGUUUCAAUUCAACACCCAAUUCGAUGACAGUCAAGAGGAAAGCGUACCAGAGACGCCGCAAUAUCCUCCACUAGUUCCCAGAAUGCAAUCCAACCAGGUUGCUGCACGAGCGACUCGUGUUUGGUCUAUUGCGGAAGAUGAAGCUCUGAUUGGGUUGUACUUGCAGAUUAGCGAAGAUGCUAUUAAAGGUACGAACCGGAAAGCAACUGACCUAUGGCGCAAUGUACACGCAGCUCAAAUGGCUCAUGCGGAGAAGCCGCAUAUACUUCCGCCAAGACCUAUGAAGAGUCUAUCGUCGCACUGGAGAAGGUUGGCAGCAGACACACUACAAUGGAUAUCUUGCUAUGAUGAAGUGGUUUUCCUCACCAAUAAAGAUCCAAAGUGGAGGCCAAAGCUGAGAUGGUCCUUGUCAAAGGAGGAAAGAAAAGCUGCUUGUGAUGUUGAGGAGCAAGGUAGUCCUGGAAGUGGGAAAAGGUCGAGAGAUGAUGUAGGGGAUGAAACCCCUACGGAUGGUUUUUCAUCUGGAGGAAUACGACGACCCGAUGGUGUUAAGAAAGCAAAGGCCAAGCGUAAAGGGAAAGCAGUGGCUACAGAAAGUGGUUCGUCUGACCUUGGCGAACGAAUGAAGGAAUUCGCUACAAUUCGCGAAAGGGAGGCCAAUCUAAAGGAAUAG
Molecule: messenger RNA, 816 nt
Organism: Chenopodium quinoa (quinoa)
Lineage: Eukaryota; Viridiplantae; Streptophyta; Magnoliopsida; Caryophyllales; Amaranthaceae
Product: glutathione S-transferase T3-like
Exons: 4
Coding region: 1-816 (271 amino acids)
Source: RefSeq, a predicted model, not a curated record